Messenger RNA from Penicillium malachiteum, 1020 nucleotides. Its product is annotated as Branched-chain amino acid aminotransferase II. Gene Ontology annotation, biological process: branched-chain amino acid metabolic process. Bases 1 to 1020 code for a protein of 339 amino acids. The record is from RefSeq and is a predicted model, not a curated record. Lineage: Eukaryota; Fungi; Ascomycota; Eurotiomycetes; Eurotiales; Aspergillaceae. The transcript has 6 exons. Gene Ontology annotation, molecular function: branched-chain-amino-acid:2-oxoglutarate transaminase activity.
AUGACUUUCCCUCCAUCUCCCGCGCCCAAUGUUGAGUGGACAAAACUAGGAUUCGCCGUUUCCGAUUUGGUUAACGGCCACAUCGAAUCGACCUAUUCGGUCGACGAGGGCAUAUGGUCGCCUCUCAAGCUCGUCGCAGAUCCAUAUCUGCGCAUUCAUGGACUGGCACCUGCCCUUAACUACGGCCAACAGGUUUAUGAAGGCCUGAAAGCCUACCGCACACGUAACGGCAAGAUCCAAAUAUUCCGCCCAUACUUCCACGCCGCACGCAUGCAGCACUCGGCCGACGUGGUCUCUAUCCCACCCGUGCCGAUCGACCACUUCAUCACGGCUGUUAACGCGGCCGUCGAAAAGAACGCUGAAUGGGUUCCUCCGUAUGAAAGCGGCGCUUCCAUGUAUAUCCGUCCUGUUCUGUUCGGAUCCAGCGGGCACUUUGCCCUCACCCCACCGGCUGAAUACACGUUCUGCGUGUAUGUCCAGCCCUUCAGCACUUACCAUGGCGUUAUGCCGUUGCCGGCAGUCACUCUGGAAGAGUUUGAUCGUGCCGCUCCUAAAGGCACUGGGCAUGCCAAGAUAGGGGGCAAGACUGGGGAGGAUAUUGAUGAAUUCUCGACCUCGGGAUUCAUGGGUGUUAGGGUGAAAAAGCAGGAGGGCGAACCUGAUCAGGUCACCUUGGUUGUGCCGAAGAGUGAUAAUAUUAUCAAUAGCGUCACUUCGGAUAGUUUGAUGGCUCUGGCAAGACAGUUGGGGUAUGAGGUGGAGCAUCGCACGGUCAAGUACACUGAGCUGUCGAGCUUUAGUGAGGUCAUGGCCGUGGGCACUGCUGCGGCUUUGGUCCCCAUUCGCUCGAUCACACACCAGUCGCGUGGGGAUAACUUUGUCUAUACGACGGAGACGGCCGCGGGCCCGGUCUGUCAGAAGUUGCACUCUGAGCUGAUCAGUGUUCAGCGUGGUGAUAGUGAAGAUAACGAAGCAUGGUGUUAUGAGGUGAAGCAGGUCCUGAAUGGAGUGAAUGCUUAG